AUCGGAAUCGACCACCACUGCAGCAGUUGUGUGGUGAUGUUCGCGAAAUAAAGCAGGAAUUUUUAUCUGUUUGCUCGUUUGUUCGUUCGGUCUGGGUGAGGGGAUUUUUAUUGUGUAUGACUGGAAACCGUGCGGAGGUGUUUAUCCGGGGCUUAGUGCAGAAAUUCUGAAUCGAAAGUAAGGUGAUUUUGAUCAGUGUGAAGUCCAGGUUCUUGCGAUUUGACCUCCUACCGCAUCGGAACGAAUACGACGGAGGAAAAUCUGGGUGCGGCGUGAAAAUAUUUUCGUUACCAUCUGACACACAACACAACGGAGGUACGGAGGAAACGCUGGAAGGGUGGAACGCAUCACUUGGCUUUGUGGGAGAUGUUUUUUCCUUCUUAUUCUAACGAGUAGGAGUGAAGUGAAUUUAGUUGAAAUUGGAGCUGUUUUUUUCGCUAGUGGCAUUCGUGCGAUACCAGGCAAGUGGAUUCCGAUUAGUAACGAGCGAAGAAGAAACCCGAACGAUAAGCAAGUGAUAUCAGCUGCAGAAAUAGCGCCACACGGAAGUUUGAAAGAUUGCCGUGAAGAAAGGCUAAGAAUUUGAUUUUAAAUUUACGGAAGAAAAGUGAUUCUGGCUGAUUUACAGCUGACAAGUAGUGAAAGCCUUUGACGACGGAAUAAUAUAGCGAACCUACCGCAGGAUUAUUAGUCAUGGGGAAAUUACUCAGUCUGCUGGCACGCGAUGAUUCUACCUGCUGCACACCGAAAACCUACGACGUAUUUCUGGACUUUGAGAAUGCUGCCCCAACCGAUCUGGAACGGGCGGUCUACGAAGAGGUCGAUCGAGUCCUGAAGCAGUCCGAGAUAGUACUGGACGAGAUUCAAUGUUACAAGGGCGCCGGCAAAGAAAUCCGCGAAGCCAUUGCCGAUCCGUCCCCCGAGUGUCAGGAGAAGGCGUGGAACAUUGUGAUACCGCUGGUGGAGAAACUGAAACGAUGCUACGAACACUCACUCGAGCUGGAACGGAUAGUGCCGAUGCUGCUGGGUCAGCUGGUCGGUGGCCGCCUGAAUCCAACACAGCACCUGGAAACGCAGCAAGCCCUCGUCAAACAGCUGGCAGAAAUUCUGGAGUUUGUGUUAAAGUUUGACGAGUACAAGAUGAAGACCCCCGCUAUUCAGAAUGAUUUCAGCUACUACCGGCGGAUUGCCAGCCGGCAGCGGUUAGACCAGAGCAACGAACUGAUCGUCAGCACCGAGCUGGCGAAUCGAAUGUCUCUGUUUUAUGCUCAUGCCACCCCCAUGCUCAAAGUGCUCAGCGAAGCGACAUCGAAGUUUGUCCAGGACAAUUCCGACAACGUAGAUAACACGACGGAAACGCUCGGUACGAUGGCCAAGGUGUGCCUGCGAAUGCUGGAAAAUCCAAAACUGUUGGCCCAGAUUGAACGUGAGGAAACGCACCUGCUGCUGCUGCGAGUGAUGGUCGGUCUGGUGAUACUGUACGACCACGUGCACCCGGUGGGAGCCUUCGCACGCGGUGCCCACGUUGACGUGAAAGGUUGCGUCCGAUUGCUGCAAGCCCAACCAGCCGUCAAGGCGGAACCCCUGCUCAAUGCUCUGCGGUACACCACCAAACAUCUGAACGAGGAAAACACACCGAAAAACAUACGGAACCUGCUGGCGGCUUAAAGUUCCGAUUUCCUCCGACAAGGCGGCGGUUGUGCGUGUGUGUAUUUUAUUAUACUCCCCCCCCCCCCCCCCCCCUAUGCUGCAGAUUAUUUAAAUUUAGCGUCUGUUUUAAGUUAUGUCACGAUCCUUUCUUUUGGUAAGGUUUUGUUUUCGUGUUUUUUAGACAAAUAACUUAAAUCGAAUUAACUCGUAAUAAAUCUAAUUUAAUAUUACAAACAAAUAAACGGUUAAGUGGAUGUGAGAAAAUUUAUCUAGUAUAAUAUAUAACUUAAAUUUACUGUAAAAAAUCCAACAAAAUGAAUCAAAGUGCAUUCAACUAAGCGUCGCGCGAAUAGAAAUAAAUGUUUGUUUUGUUUCUUUUACUUGCUUUGAUAGAUAAAAGAACUUCUUUACAUUUACACACAAAAAACUAUAUUAAUUUAGUAGCAACACGCGAAACUAUACAAUAUACAAUAAAACCUAUAUUAAACAAAGAGACAAAAAGUGAAUGAAUCAAAACAGAGAAAAACACUAAAGAAUAAAACGAUCCUAGAUUGUAAGGGCAAGUAAAAACCUAUCAUCUUUUUUCAUCACAACACUGUUAUCGCCUAAACAUAUAACUGUGAAGAGAAAUCUAUUAAGCUAAAUAAUUGUUGUAUAGAACAAAUAUUUUGAGAUUAUCGCAACGCGACAUGGAACACGUAAGAGCGGGACGCACACAUACCUGUAAAAUUUGGAUUUACUUGAAAAAAAAAAUGAAAUAUUCGACCUACUUACUGUAAUUCAGUUUCAAAUAACUAUCUUCAGACGACCUUGCCGGAAGAAGAAACAAAAAAAAAUAACGAUUAAUCUACCGAUACUGCAAAAUAGACGAAAAGAACAACCAAGCUGUGUUCCUCUUUACAAGACGAAAUGAAAACACCUCAAAACAGGCUAUCGAAAAUCGAUCAAUAUAUUUUCCCGCAUCACAUGCAACUGAAACCAAACCAAUCAGCAGAAAGAAAGAAACAAAUAAUUUAAUCAAUUAACAGAAGCAACUUUCAGUAGACUGGAAUAGUUUAUGUGUUUGCGCUUCAACUGUAUUGUACGUAUUGAUCAGACAAACAAACCGCCCAGUGAUAUCAGCACUCAAAGGUGUGGCGGCGGCGAGAUUCAGUUAGUAAAUGAUAACAAAGUAACAAUGCAAUGAUUUUAGACAUCAGUUACGCAUCUUGUUAAACGUCGUUAGAAUAAAGGUAACCUAAAACACGUCUAGCAAAGAAACAAACAAAAAUCUAAGAAAGACAACUGAAAACUAACAAUAUUAGCAGUCAACGGGAGAGGAUGGUAAUUGACGUUGUUCAUUGGGGUUUGCAGUACUGCAGACAACGAGAAGCUUUCUGUGACUUUUUUGCGAUUGUGAACUGAAAGGUGGUCAAAGAUACCAAAGUCAAAGUCGAGAAUAAAAUUCAAAUAAUGACGAGAUUGAA
This is a messenger RNA of Topomyia yanbarensis, 3116 nucleotides long. RefSeq names its product CYFIP-related Rac1 interactor B. The record is from RefSeq and is a predicted model, not a curated record. Gene Ontology annotation, biological process: regulation of actin filament polymerization. Gene Ontology annotation, molecular function: small GTPase binding. The transcript has 4 exons. NCBI's taxonomy places the organism in Eukaryota, Metazoa, Arthropoda, Insecta, Diptera, Culicidae. The coding region runs from base 694 to 1668 and encodes 324 amino acids.